This is a messenger RNA of Durio zibethinus, 748 nucleotides long. The record is from RefSeq and is a predicted model, not a curated record. Lineage: Eukaryota; Viridiplantae; Streptophyta; Magnoliopsida; Malvales; Malvaceae.
UGGUUUAAAUUUCAAAUUAAGAUAAAAUAAAAGAUUUUAUUAAAUGUCAAAGAAUAGUUGUUGUAACUUUAAAUUUAGACUAUGACUAGUAAUUUUAUUGUUUCUUUUAUUUUUUCAGUAAAAAACAUUGCUAUUAUACGUCAACAAUAAAUAUAGCAAUUUUUCGAUAAAAAAACUCUAACAUAGCAAUCUCCGUUUAUUAAUGGAAUCACAAUUUUCACGGGUGAAAAUAAAUGCCUAUAUAUCACCAUUCUUUGACAUGCAAAGCUUCAGCUUCACCAUCUUUUUCCAUCACGGAUUUUGAUCUCUUUGAUCUUCUAGGCUUUCUCUUUCAAUUGAUCACAUAUAAAAACCGCCUAUUGUGCCUCGCAAAGGCGAUGCCACCCUGAAAUUGCUGGAGCAGCAGGGCAUGACAUAUGGCCAUCAUUCUUAAUGAAGUUUACUCAGUUUUAUCUGAUCCACGGUCACCUGUGGCUUAUGACAAGGAACAAGCAGAGCUGCGUCGCUAUACUGGGAAACCUUUACUUUCUGUGUGGCUUGGAUCAGAAAAUGAGCAACGAGAAGCGUAUGUAGAUGAAGUCAAGUGUGUUGGUUGCUUAAAAUGUGCCUUGUUUGCGGGAAAAAAGGGAGGAAACUCUUUGCCACAGCAUGCUCAUUCAACAUGUUUCGGAAUUAUUUCGCGUAUGUACAUUCCAUUAUACUAUAUACUAGCCUAUAUUUACUAGCAACAGCAGAACCUGCGUUUUAA